CUACAUGCCGCUAAAAAAUGUUCACCUCAAUCUUAGCAUGCUUUAAAUAUCACAACUCUAUAUAUAAUGGUUGAAAAUGUAUAACAUAAGAAUCUUGCUUUAAAUAUCUCAACACCCUAUGCAUCAUUUGAAAGUGUGCGGUAGGGAUAGCAAUGGGUUGGGUUAUGUCAAAUUCAAACCCAAAUCAACGGGUAUAUAUAUCCAAAAAAAAAAUCUCGGGAAAAAUCAUCAGGUUCUGGAACCUCAAACCCAACCCAACCUAUUGGAUAUAUGCGCGGGUUCAUGGAUAUUCAUAGAUUAUUAUGAUGGAAAAAUAUACAAAAUCAUAUAUCUGUCAAAAUAAGAACUUAACACCAAUCUGCCAAUACAAUUUUCAAUACAAAAAACAACAAUCUAAUACAUACAAGAAAACUUACAGAUUAUCUAUACUAAUUGCUCAAUACUGAAGAUAAACAUCCACAAACAACACAGUUAAUUGAACGCUCCGUCCUCCUCGAGAACUUGAAAAUUGUCAUCUUAACAUCACUCCCUCUCCGUAAUAUUAACUUCAUUCUAGAUAAUUAGUAAGAACAACAAAUUAGACAUGUCUCCACAAACAUAAGGAAGAUAGUGGGAUUAUGGGUAUGGGUCGAUAUUCAUGAGUUGGGUAAACUUAAACUCGAACCCAACCCAACCCACUGAACAAUGCCAUGGAUUUCAACCUGAAUUCGGCCUGCAAACGUGAGUUUUUCACGCUUUAACCGGGUUGGAUCAUAUAAGAUACCCGUGGAUAGGGUUUAGUUGUUGUAGAAGGAUUUUACUGAUAUCGACUCUCUUAGCCGUUGUACUGGGAAGGCUAGGGUUGAUAAUCAGUUCGGUUCGGUUAUAAUCUGAACCAUUUAGUCGGUUCUCGGUUAAUCGUUAAGCACUUUGUGCUUACUGCUAAUCGCACCAUUUAAUUUAGUCAGUUAACCGUAACCGUUUAUUAUGUUCUCGCUUAUUUUUUCGCUUAACCGGAUAACCGUUAACCAAGUGAUUCGACAAGGUUAUACCAAAAUAACCGAUCGAUAACCUAACCAGCAAAAAACCUCAUUUUUUUAAUUGUGAAAUUUUCUAUAAUUUUUCAUACAUACGCAUGUGUUCUUUUCUUAAGUUGUUAUCCUUGAAUAAAAUAUAAUUUAACACAUAUACACAUAUAUAUAUAUAUAUAUACACACAUAUACACACACACAUAUAUAUAUAUAUAUGGUGACUUCUACGGUGCCCAGGGCAAAAGCCGGGUACGGGUACCUUGGCCGAUCUUAACCGUUCGUUUUCAAUCUCCACGGCUCACGUUUGUUAAACCUAACUGCGCCACUAAAUAACUAAACAAAUUACAAAAAGCCUCCUCCGCGUUAAGUUUGUUUUCAUCCUAGUCCAACUAACUGCCCCGAUUAAAUUAAAUGGAUUAAGACCCAAACCCAAUUGGGUAGACCCACUGCCGCCCAAACCAAUUUCCAGUCUCCCUAACCAAUUACACGAUCCCUCUCUCGUCUUGGAGGGAUGCCCCUUCACAGUUCCAAGAGAAGCUCCCCAUCCACAUUCGACGUAGAUUGAAUUUCCCAAAAAAAAUUUGUCUUGUUUCUUCUUCGCCAUUGUAUUUCCCCUCGCCUAUCUCUUUCUAACACGAUUACGGCGACCAUGUCUAUUAUUGUGUUCAUCGAACUUUUCAUUUGCAAAAGAACCCUUGAAAGAGGUUUGCUAACCCUAGGGUUCAUGUCCCUAGUGCUUUGUCAUCUUGUCUUAGCGUUAUUGUGAUUUUCUCGAGCCUUAUAUCUCUCGGUGAAUUUAGGUUUCCUGAUAUGUAGUGUUCAUCUCGCCCAGAGGAUUGAGGAAGAAGAUGAAGAACACAUAAUUUGAUUCGAAUCGGAUGGAGAGGUCUCCUUAGUUUGUGUUUAUGUAUUAACGGUGCGUUUAGGACUAAUUCUAGUUGGACUGGGUCUGAUCAUUGAUUUUUCCAGGCUUUUAAAUAACAUUCAAACGUGGGCUUGUACAUGACCCAUGCAAUAUUCAAAAGUGGGCCUGGAACGUGCGAGCCCAUUAGUUUUCUCCUGCGGUAUCAGCGCCAACCCUAGUUUAACUAGCUUUAGUUACCCUAGUUUAACUAGCUUUUAAAUAACAUUCAAACGUGGGCUUGUACAUGACCCAUGCAAUAUUCAAAAGUGGGCCUGGAACGUGCGAGCCCAUUAGUUUUCUCCUGCGGUAUCAGCGCCAACCCUAGUUUAACUAGCUUUAGUUACCCUAGUUUAACCUACACGAGUUAACAUCAUCAUUACUACAUAUCUUCCCAAAUCUUCUAACUCUUGACAUUCCAGACUCAACCGUCUCCAUCACACGUCUCCACACUCAACCCCCACGAUCACUUUUUCUUACACCUACAAUCUCUCUUUCCUCCAUCUUCACCUUCCCUUGUUCCUUCUUCCUCUGACUCCAUGGCAAACAAAGGCAAAUCGUUUGUGGAUAUGGGCAUACUAACUCUAUCAAACGACGACUGCCGAUUCACCCCAAGUCUCGCGGACUAUCUUUCAUUCACGAGCAAGACAUCUAUUGUGGCCGAGUACGAGUUCAUCCACCUGUCCCCUUUCCCUCAAAAAGUGAAGCAGUUAAUUAAAAAUCUUGGCUGGGAAAAGUUCUUUGAUCUCUGGAGUCGAGGAAGCACCAAUUACUGCCCGCAUGUGGUGAGGAAGUUCUACCACAAUUUAGAGCUGUCUGGUCCCUCCGAUUCUCAUCUCGUGUCGGUCUUCCUGGGUUAUAGAGCCUGCUUCCAACCUCAUCAGUUUGCUGAGAUCCUCGAUCUCCCCGCCGCAGGACACCACAUUGAUAGCAGAAGCGAUCUUCGGCUGUACGAUUUUGAGUUCGAAGUUGAACUGGCGAGACUGACGAAUGGGCACAUCCAGGCUUCUUUCCUCCCAGAUCCUCUUCGAUUCCUCCAUUGGAUGAUCGUCAACUGCUUCAUGCCAAGGUACAGUGGUCAUUCGAUAAUUCGUAAACUUGACCUGUUUAUCCUUGUGCAAGCUCAAAGAGGUGUUCCUCUUAACCUCGCAUCUCUCAUGUGCGUGAACAUGGUUGAGGCUGCUCCUAGAGGGGUAAACUGGUACACUGCCUUUCCAUAUGCCACCUUCUUGACCACCUUUCUUGGAAGGGUUGGGAUGGAUAUGGGGGUUUAUGCUAGAGAGGACCAUUCCGCCUAUUUGCCAGUCUACCGUAUCGUCGAAGUGACCAAUACUUUUUAUGACCUUUGGCAUACGGAGCAUGAAGAGACCCCUGAGGCAUCCUCAAGCAAACGUCCUCGGCUUACAUGAGAGUCGAUUGAUGCAGGGCGGGGUGGAGCAGUGCAUGGCGGGGUGGAGCAGUGAAGGGGCCAGCAUUGGAUGUGUUUUGUUAAGAAGUUUACUGUAAGGCUUCGUUGUUUUUUUUUCCAAGUCUUUUUCUCCAGCACUCAAAACUGUCAGGUACUGAGGGGAGCCAGUACAUCAUCUGACUAGGAAAGUCUCCCAUUUUUUUAAUUAUCCAGACAAAUAUUUUUCUAUGCAUGCAGUAUUUUGUGAAUUUGCCAUGGCUAAUUUCCCUAAGACAGGUGACGAGAUGCAGUAAUGGUCAUCCCUAAGCAAGGAGGUGCAAUUGCAUCCUACACUUGCUAUGAUGUGAGAAGCUAUUGCAAGGGUGCAAAUUUGGUUGCAAUUGAAAUUGGCCCACGAGUGGGGACUAUUGAUGAAAUUGCAAUGUUUUCUCAAAAUUAUAGAAGUGGAAGUAGGGACUACCUAUGAAAUUGCAAAUGAAUUUCAUUGGGGGAGAUUUUAAUCCGCUUUUGUUCUAAGCAGUUCCAAUUAGGUUGAUUAUAAUGAUUUUUUAUCUAUGGUGAUUUUUUCCCCCUUUUUCGUCAAGACUCAUGCUUCUUUUAUCCCCCUGUGGAUCUAUCAUGCUUCGUUUAUAGUAAAAUAUCUUUAAUUAU
Linum trigynum is the source of this 3970-nucleotide messenger RNA. The record is from the annotation of a GenBank genome assembly. Lineage: Eukaryota; Viridiplantae; Streptophyta; Magnoliopsida; Malpighiales; Linaceae.